UUGAAGUGUGGAUUUGUUGUUGUUUCUUGAAUUAAUGGCGUUUCUAACAAAAAUGUGUUUAUUUGUGAUUUAUAUUAUAAAUGCAAUGAUUUAAAAGGUACAGAGCAAUGCCUACCAAACAAUUAAUCGCUAUUGAUUGAAAGCUGCAGUACUGUGCAGCAUGGCGGCCAUGGAGCUGCGGCUCGGCGGGCUGCAGGAGGAGCAGCUGGAGCGCUUCGCGGAGGAGUUCUGCAAGCACGAGGAGCUCAUGAAGCCCCGCCUCUCCUACGCCGUACAGGCGGUGCAGGCGCGCAGGCAGGCGCUGCAGGCACUGGGGGAGGUGUUCGGCGUGCCGGACAUGCGGGAGAUGGCGCGGCUGCUAGCGCGCUUCCGGCACCUCUGCGUCAACAAGAUGCGGUGGCUGAUCCGCGUGGCGCAGGCGCGCUACGGCACCGGCGCCGACGCGCUGCACAUCGCGCCUGCGUGGCUGCGCAAGCUGGACGUACCCUUCAACCUCAUGAUCACCGCGCUCAAGAUGGAGAGCGUGCACGAAGGGCCGCGGUCUCCGCACAGCAUGCGGAUGGCACGCUUCACUUGGGAGCUGUACUGCGGCGUGCUCGCGGCCUUGCAGGAGUCGGACGAGCCGGCCGCGCUCGUGACGGACAGCAGCACCGUCGCGGCGUUCGCGCACAAGAUGGAGCUGCCCCAGGACACCGUACACGGGAUAUGGACGCGCAUGUACGAAGCGGCGCUCGCCAAGCUGCGCUUCUCGUCGCGGCUGGGCGACGUGAAGAACCCCUCGCGGCCGUCGUCGCUGGACUGGCACGUCAUCGACCUGGCGCUGCUGUACGACCCCGGGCAGGCCGCGCUGGCCACCGAAAGCUUAUCCAAUUCAUUGGAAGUGGAAGCGAUGCUUCAACUCUACAAACUGAUAACUGAGGCGGACAACAAACUCGACAAGCACAAACAAGAAAACCAAAAUAACACGGAGAAAACUCCCAACACCACAAAAAACACGCAAAAUGUAUCGGAAGUAACCCAAAGUGCCACAGAGACAACCAAAAAUGUGACUGAAACAACUCAAAAUGUGACGGAAACAACCCAAAAUACAGCUGGAACCCCCCAAAAUGCCUCUGAAAUGAUCCAAAGUGAACAGUCAAACACGCCCCAAACCGAGCACCAAAAUGAAAGUGGCACCCAAAUUGAGAGCUCAGCAACUAGUUCUAAAACUCAAGCAGGCAGCCGACCGCCAGCCGCGAGUGGAGCUGGUCCCCUCAAGAGCCGCGCCGAGGCUGUGCCGGAGUGGGAGAGCGCUGAGCUGUGGGCCAUGGUGCAUUCCGAAUAUAACAAGCGUGGACGCGUGGCGUCGCUGGUGACGCUUCAGAAGCGCUGGCACGAGCUGAAGCUGCUGGCGCGCGACGGCAUGCUGCGGUGCUUGCGCGACCAGAGCCAGAAGCCGCACCCGCUGCUGCUGGCCAUCGUCAAAAGGUUCCCGCACGUGGUGACGUCGCCGCUGGCGCCGUGGGCGCGCCUCGUGAAGGAGCGCCGCGUGCACGGCCACGACGCCGUCGCUGACGCCUCGAUACAAGCGACACUGGCUGACGUGCCGAGCUGCGUAUCGAUGAGCGACGUGAUGACCGACCUGCUGGAGUGGAGCGACGACGAGCCCGAGAUCAUCGAAGCCGAGAAGGAAGUCAUCGACCUCGACUCCGACAACGAAGCUGACACCGACGCAGACAAGGCUAAACAGGAGCAACGCAAACCUGCGCUCAGAACUAUCAAAACUGAAAAACCUGAUGACAGCCAUACAAACCCACCGCAACCCAACACUAACACUACUGACCAUACUGCUAUAACGCAACAAGCUGACAACCCUAGUGCAAACACACCACACGUAGUAAAAUCUGACCAAUUGAAUAAUAAUGGGAAACUAACGUCAGAAAAUACUAGUAUUUUAAAUGUUAGUAUGCAAACGUUAAUAGACAACUCUUGUUUAGCGAAGCUGCGGAGUAUGCCAGAAGUUAAGAGACAACAAAUAGAUGGUACAAUAAAAGAGAAUACGACAACUGCAGAUGUCGAAGCAACAACAGAAACGAACACACGGAAAGCCAAGAGUAGAAUCAUAUUCGAAGAUGACGACGAUUUGGAUGAAAUCGACAACUUUCUUGCCAACUUCAAUACGGACCACGAACUGAAUGACGAAAUUAUGAACGAUAACGAUAAUGUUACAGCUCAAAGCGAUAAACCAUCGCCUUUACAAUACAAGAGUAACAGUUACUCACACAAUAAUAGCCGAAAAGGCAAUUCUAGAGUUAAAAGUGAAACUGACGAAAGUGACACUGAUUCACACAUGAAUGAACACACGAGCGGGCCUACAUCUAAUAAUAAAGAAGAGAGACUCAAUCGGUUGACGUUGAAAAGAAAAUUAGUUGAUAAUUACUAUAAGAAAGUGCCGCGCGAUUGUUUCAAAGAUGUUGUGGCAGAGACAGGGGCGGGAGACAGUGACGCCAGUGUCUCCAGAGAAGGCGACAGCGACAGCGACAGUGAAGAAGCCACCGUCGGCAACUAUAUUGACGAGAAGCUGUUGGAGCUGUCGCGCGUGAUCCUGACGCCGCUGGAGCACAUCUGGGAGUGGCAGAGACACGCGCGCGGCAACACGCUCAACUGCCGCUACUUCAGCGUGCGGCGCCUCGCGGCCGCCGUCACGGUCACCGCCAGGCAGCUGAACGCGUGCCGGCGCUACGUGCCGCCCGCGAGUGCGAGCGGGACGGGCGUAGCGCGCGCGAGCGGGACGGGCGUAGCGCGCGAGAAGUGCGACGAGUUCCGCGACAUGCCGCGCGCGUACAAGGUGAUGAAGAAGAAGCUGUGCCACCGCCUGCGCCUGUCGCGCACCUUCCUGGCGCCCGGCUUCUGGACGUCGGCGCGCAACGUGGCGCAGCUGUGCGUGUGCGACCCGCUGACCGUCACGCUGGAGCGCCUGCCGCCGCGCGUCGUCAAGAAGGUGGAGUUGCCGGACAUCGCGGAGGUGCGCCGCAUCAACAGCACGCUGCUCACGGCGCAGGUGGCGCCCAUCAGCGUCGAGACGUCGACGGAUGGCGACACGUCGCCCGUCUCGGACGCUGCACAUGAAGCCACAAGAAGCGCGCCUCGCGCGGAGGAACGUGAGGGCGCGGAGGAGGAGGCGGCGCUGCCCAGCCGAGAGGACCUCAUGAAGAUGAUAAAAACUCUUGUGCACCCCAGCAUGCAGGCGCUGCGGGAGGCGGAUGCGAGCCUGCGGCGGCAGCGGCAGCGGGACGGCGCGGCGGCGGACGAGUGGGAGGAGGCGAUGCUGCAGAGCCAGCGCAACAAGUGCCAGCAGCUCAACAAGGACAUCAUAAACCUCAUCGGCGCGCACAACGACACUCCACCGAAGAGAAGGCCGGCUCCACAAAGUAAGAAGGCUUCUCAGAAGAAAUCCAAACAGACCCACGAGGAGGAGCAACCGCUCCCCGACGCCUACCAGGAGUGGCAGCGACAGAAGACGCUCGUUCACAAGUACUUCAACUUCAACACGCCCGCCGGCAAGCAGCCGACCAGCAACCCUCCCCGCACCAAGGCGCGAGCUGCCCACACAGCUCCGCGAGUGAACGAUCCCACUGAGCCAAACAACAUCGGCCUCAUGAGCGUCAGCGAUGACGACGACUCGACGGACGGACACAGAACAAACGACCACACAAAGAGACCACUCGCGAGCGACGACUCGGACAGCUCAAACAAGCGAGCGAAACCUACCGAAGAUCAUCCGAACGAAACGGCCAGAAGUAACGAAGAAAACGCAGAUUCCGAUGACGACGCCGACAGGAUGAUCAUCGACGAAGGCAUCCACGACAUCGACGAGCCCGCCUCCAGCGACCCCCUGUCCGCGCCCGACCUGCGCCUCACCAUCAUGCCCGUCAGCUCCGUGGGCGGCCUGCGCGCCGACCACGACGCCUCCUCCAACGUCGUCUACGUCGUCAAGACGCACAAGAAGGUGAACGUCCCGAAGAACGCUGACGUCGUACCCACGUCGUCCACCGUCAGCAGCAUCAAGCUGCCGGACGCCUCCCUGACGCGCAACCCGCCGCGCCCCCCGCCCCGCAACCCGCCAGGCAACCCGCCCGUCACCUGCAUCAACACCGCGCUGCCCACGUACUACUUCAUCCAGUCCGGCCAACCAGUUCACGGAAACCCCCAGUUCAAAGUGCACUCCGGCCCUCCACUGCGAUCCAUCGUGCCCAAAUAUAUACCCAUCUCGGCCCUGCCUCGAAGCGUGAUCGAUGGGUCUGAAAGUGCUCCGACGUGCGCCGCGCCCACCUACCCCACCAACGUGAUCAGGAUGAGGCGGCCGGGACCGCUGUCAUCCAAAUCAAGCUCUAAUGCGACUGGCGUUGCAACUUCGAAAGCUUCGGGACCGAAGAAAUCUAGUCUAGACAGGGCCAACGAGCAAACACCUCGACGUGAAAUCGUCGAAAUCGAUCUAACGUCCGACACCGAGGAGGACGGCACGGCCGGUAACGUGGCUCCUAAACUUAUCAGUGUUACUUCGAUGUCAGAAAUUAGAAAAGGGAAUGACGUUGCGAAUCCAUCGACAGAUGUAGACGGUAAGGAUGACGUGAACACGCCCGGUGAUACAGUCGGUUCCACGACAUCGGCCGUCGUGCGCGCGAGACAGCUGCUGACCCUCGAAGUGGGCCCGAUCAAAACUACCGCAAAUACAAGGACAUAUUCCAAAAAGAGAACUCUUCCAGGGACACCGGAAGUUGACGCCAGUCGAAACGAUAGUUCCGUCAACUUCACCUUUUUCUUGAAAAACGAUCCGCCGUGGCUUAAACACAAAGACGCGGCCGAAACCAUAGGUCCAGAUUCUGAAGCUAGGGACGGACACGAAGCCGGUUCACUGCGCACGUCGAUCAAACGAGAGAAAGAUCUCGAUAUCGACGCCUCGUCCGGCGACAGCGAGUCGGCGGACGUCGACGUGGAGACCUUGCCGGGGGUCGCGGUCAAAACGGAGAGCCCCAGUCCGACCAAACCUGCCCCGGCUCGAGCCACGGACAAAAUUGCACUCACAACCACCUCGCCGAAUCAAAACACAAGAACGAGUUCAUUAAAAACAACCCAAAAAGGUGACACUGGCAGAAUCGUAAUACAAACGACUUCUCAAAACCCAGACACAGUCAAAAGUCUAUUGAAAACACUAUCUCAAAAAGAAGAUUCCAGUAGAAGUGUACUGAAAGGGCCCGCUCCGACCGCGCGACCCGCGCCCACUCCGCCGCAGGACACAGACAAUAUACCCAUCAAAAUAACGAGUACAAUGACUUCAAAAGAUCUUCUCAAGUUAAGUCCGGAAGAACUAGCGCGUCUGUUGGAGAACGACGAUGAUUUCGAAGAAGUCGUGGAAUACGCACACGCACCGCACGGGAAAGUGGAUACAACACAACACAAAGUGGAUACAACACAACACAAAGUGGAUACAACCCAACACAAAGUGGAUACAACACAACACAAAGUGGAUACAACACAACAUAAAGUGGAUAAAACACAACAAAGAGUGGAUAAAACACAACAAAGAGUGGAGAAAGCACAACAAAAAGUGGUUAUAUCACACCAUAUAGCGCCUAUACAGAUUAAAAAAGAGAAAGUGUGGGAGGAAGAAAUAGAGCGGUCGAAAGGCAGAGAUCUCCAAAGGAUCAGUGUAGAGGGAGUGGAAGUGAAGAAGGAGCCGGGUGGGAGUGGAGUGGAGAGUGAGAAAGACUUGGCCGCUAAUUUGGAUCUGCUCCUGCAGGGGGUGCCCACUCUCAGUGAGCUCAAAAAUUCAAUGGAUGUCAUCUGUGGUGACGAGGUGCCCGUCGCCGACGAGGAGGGAGAGGGCCCCAUGUUCCAGUCCAUCGCGGACCUGGGCCGCUGCGCGAUCGACGUGCGCGAGUACGUGGACAAGAUCACGGACCCCGAGGAGCCGAUCCUCAAGCUGGACUUCUCGGAGCCGCUGUGGGUGCUGGCGCAGAAGUACCUGCUGCUCACGGACGAGAACAUCCAGUACGCGACCCCCUCCUACGUCACCAGCGUGCGCACGAGCGACGUGGCGCCCUACACGCAGAUACGCUUCCCGGACGACGUGCGGAACAAGCAGACGCUGGACCUGGGCACCAAGAAAGGCAGAGACGUGAUGGUGUGCGGCUGCGGCGGCAAGGGGCAGUGCAUGCUGUGCCAGAGCAUCGCGGGCGAGGACGGCAAGGCGCCCGAGUUCGAGAUCUACAAGCCCAAGUUCAACAAGCUGUGCCGCGCCUGCGGGCUCGACCCCAAGCGGGAGCGCGCCAGGAUAUUCACGAUAAAGCAGCGGCCGUACCGCAAGAUCGGCGACACGCCGCUGAAGUUCGUGGUGGUGGACGUGCGCAAGCGCUGCCGCGUGUGCAAGGACGGCGCGCAGUUCGUCGCCAACCCCGACACGCUCGUCAUCAACGACAAGCACUACGAGAAGAUGCGCGACGAGCCGCUCAUGUACGCGCCCGUGCUGAGCGUGGUGCAGGGGCCGGCGCGCUGCGCGCGGCUGGCGCGGCGCGAGGCGGAGCUGUACCUGCACAACCUGCGCACGGCGCACCGGCGCCGCGUGCUGUACCGCGCCGACGCGCAGUUCGCCGCCUUCAACGCGGCCGUCAAGACGGCCAUGAGCAAGAUGGACCGCGAGGAGGUGGACGCGUGGUACCGCCGCAAGGUGGACAAGGACUGAUAGCGAGUGACCGCAGCACUUACGACGCACCUCUACCACUGAACUGACUGUAAUGUCUGCUUCACACGAAACAGAAGCAUGAAGAAACCCCAUAAGAAAUUCAAUGGACAUGACUAUUAAGCUAGUACCUUCUUCGAAAACUCAAGAGUUUUUUUUAAUAUACCACAUAUCCCUGCCAGGGCGAGGCACUUCCAUGUUAGGCAGGUACCCUUACGCGCUAUCGAAUAAAUAAAAAACAAUGUUGUUUGGUGUAAAUAAGUAGAUAUUAAAUAAAUUUAUAGCCUUACUAGAGAAUG
This is a messenger RNA of Maniola jurtina (meadow brown), 7017 nucleotides long. RefSeq lists its product as uncharacterized. Lineage: Eukaryota; Metazoa; Arthropoda; Insecta; Lepidoptera; Nymphalidae. Bases 161 to 6721 code for a protein of 2186 amino acids. The transcript has 26 exons. The record is from RefSeq and is a predicted model, not a curated record.